AUGUACAACAGUGGUCAAGAGUACCCAGGAAGAUCUCAAGUGGAUAGUUUCUCUUCAUCACCAAAUUCAAGCAUAGAGAAACAACCACAAGAACCAAAUAAAGAAAUCAAACUUCCUGAUAAUCCUUCUGGUCCAACUUCUAAAAAUCCUCCUGGUCAAACUUCUAAUGAUUCUUCUAAUUCACCCCAAGCUAGCAGCACUCCUUCAAACCCUCCUAAAUCAGUUGAUGUAAAAUCUGCUUUCUUAAAACACUACAAAGGAGUAAAGGUUACUGGUUCAUGUAAUGCCAAUUUUCAAUUAUUCCUUGUUCCACAUAUAUUCAUAAACGUUGAAACAAAAGAAAAUAACAUUCAGUUGGAUGCAAAAUUUAUGAAAUUAACUGAAAGAAUACAUUUUGAAAAAGAUAAGAGUAAGUUAAAGAAUAAGUGUGAACCUGAAAAAAAACAAACAUUUAAAUUUGUAUUAUAUCUUAAGGAGGAUGUACUAACACUUAAAUGGAGAAACCUGCCUAAUCCACUUAAACCUGAAGAAAAUACAGUAGAUAUAAGAUUAUACAAGUUACCAAAAUUAGAUCAACCAAUAACCUCAAUACAAGUACAUACUCUAGCCAUAGAGAAGGAAAUUCUUAUUUAAAUGGAAAGUAAAGAUUAUAGCUUAGGAAAUAAUAUACCUGAAAAAUGUGACGCAAUAGCUUCAGAUUGUUUCUUGAGUGGAAAUAUUAAUAUAGAAAAAUGUUUAAAAUGUACCUUGAAAGUAAAAAAGGCAGAAGCUUCUGAUGUAUGUUACAAGUAUGUCUCAAAAGAUGAACCCAAGGAAACAAAACCAGCUAAGCCAGCAAGUGAAGUGAAGGAAGUAGAAGCUGCAUCAGAAGAUUAUUCAGAUGAUAAAGAAUAUGAACUUUCUCAAUCUAUUAACAACAUAUUAAACAAAAUGUACAAAAAACAAAGCAGUGAUGAAAAAAAUAAUAAAAAGGAAUUAAUUAAAUUAGAAGAUGCAGAUGAUAGUUUACAAGAAGAAUUAAAUAAAUAUUGUAAUUCAUUAAAAGAAGUAGAUGUUAAUGGUGUAUUAUCAAAUAAUGAAGUAGGUAAUGAAAAAGACGUAUUCAAUAAUUUAACAAUAUUAUUAAAAGAACAUAUGGAAGAAAAUGAACAUGAUGUUUUUGAAAAACUUAAAAACUCAGCAUUAUGUUUAAAAAAUAUCGAUGACUGGUUAAAAAAUAAGACAGGAUUAAUUGUACCACCAGUAAAAAAUAAUUUAAAAGAUACUAAUGAAAAAAAAGAAUCAAAUAAUAAUACUGAAGUCAAUGAAGAUAUGUUUAAAGAAAACGAACAUGGAAUUGUUGAUUUAACCAAAUUUCCUAUAGAUACAAAUUAUUUAUCUUAUAAACACGUAGACUAUUCAUACUGUAAUAAUGAUUAUUGUAACUGGUCAAAGGAUAAAAAUAGUUGUAUAUCACAUAUAGGUAUAGAAGAUCAAAAAAAUUGUGCUUUAUCCUGGGCCUUUGCAUCUAAAUAUCAUUUAGAAACUAUUAAAUGUAUGAAAGGAUAUGAACAUACUCCAAUUUCUUCAUUAUAUAUAGCAAAUUGUAGUAAAAAUGAAAAUGAAGAUGUAUGUACUGAAGGUUCAAACCCAUUAAAAGUUUUACAAAUGAUUGAAGAAAAAGGAUUCUUACCAACAGAAGUAGAUUAUUCAUAUGAACAAAGUAAAGUUGGUGAAACAUGCCCAGAAGUACAAAAUGGAUGGGUCAAUUUAUGGGGUAAUGCAAAAUUAUUAGAACAAAAUAAUGAUGAACAAAAUUCUUUAAGUACUAAAGGAUAUACUUCAUAUGAAAGUGAAACAUUUAAGAAAGACAUGCAUUCAUUUGUUAAAUUAAUAAAAGAUGAAAUAAUGAAUAAAGGUUCAGUUAUUGCUUAUGUAAAAGCUGACAAAUUAAUGGGAUAUGGAUUUAAUGGAAAGAAAGUUCAAAACUUAUGUGGUGAUAAAACACCUGAUCAUGCAGUAAAUAUUAUUGGUUAUGGUAAUUAUAUAAAUGAUGAAGGUCACAAAAAAUCCUAUUGGAUUGUAAGAAAUAGUUGGGGUAAAUAUUGGGGACACAAAGGUCAAUUCAAAGUUGAUAUGUAUGGACCAUCAGAUUGUGAAGAUAAUUUCAUUCACAGUGUAGUAGUAUUUAAUGUUGAUUUACCUGUAAAUGAAGAAUCUGUCAAAAAAGAAGCUAAAAUAUAUAACUAUUAUUUAAAAGCUUCUCCAGAUUUUUAUCAUAACUUAUAUUUCAAAAAUUUCGAUUCACAAAUAGGUAAAACUGAUGAAGCUGAAAAUAAGAAUUCAUAUGUAUAUGGACAAGAAGAAGCAGCGUCAGAACAAGCAACAUUAUUAACAGGAUCAACAACAGCAGCAGGACCAGCAGGACCAGCAGGACCAGUAGGACCAGCAGGACCAGUAGGAUCAUCAGCAACAGAACAAGAAACACCAAAAUCAAGGGCAUCACAAGCAUCAUCAGACGUAUCAUCCCUAACAUCACCAGGACCAGAAGCAUCACCAGAAGGACCACAACCACCAACAACAGAAUCAACAAGAUCAGAAUCCCCAGCAGUAUCAUCAGAACCACCAGUUCCAGAAAAGGCACAAGCAUCAUCAGCAGCACCAGCAUCACAAGAUAAUACCCAAAGUGAUAGAUCUAAGGAAAAAGUUGAUAUAUUCCACGUUUUAAAACACAUUAAGGAUGGUAAAAUAAAGAUGGGCUUAGUUAAAUAUGACCAUUCUGAUGCUCUUGGUGAUGAUCACGUAUGUUCAAGAUCCUAUUCUUCGGACCCAGAGAAACAAGAAGGAUGUGUUAAAUUUUGUAAUGAUAACUGGGAAAAAUGUAAAGAUACACCUUCUCCUGGAUUUUGUUUAAGUGAAUUAGAAAAAACAGAUGAUUGCUUUUUCUGUUAUAUAUUUUUAUUAAGUAUAAAUUUGUUCAAUAUGCAUGUACAGAUAUAUUCUAACAUAAUGCACAUGUAUAUGCACUUUAAAAAUAAAAGGAAAAUAUUUUUUAAAAAAUAUAUGAUUUAA
Messenger RNA from Plasmodium adleri (nom. inval.), 3051 nucleotides. The record is from the annotation of a RefSeq genome assembly. NCBI's taxonomy places the organism in Eukaryota, Apicomplexa, Aconoidasida, Haemosporida, Plasmodiidae.